Molecule: messenger RNA, 4876 nt
Organism: Maylandia zebra (zebra mbuna)
Lineage: Eukaryota; Metazoa; Chordata; Actinopteri; Cichliformes; Cichlidae
Gene: gnai3
Product: guanine nucleotide binding protein (G protein), alpha inhibiting activity polypeptide 3
Biological process (GO): G protein-coupled dopamine receptor signaling pathway; adenylate cyclase-modulating G protein-coupled receptor signaling pathway
Cellular component (GO): cytoplasm; heterotrimeric G-protein complex
Molecular function (GO): GTPase activity; G protein-coupled receptor binding; GTP binding
Source: RefSeq, a predicted model, not a curated record
AGACGAGCAUUACUUCUGGGAACACAGGCAGAAAUAGGCUACAUAGCAGGUUGAAUGGAGUUGACUACAUUUCCCGUCAGCCCCGUGGUGAGCGUCAAUUUUCCCUUUUCAGCAGGGUUUUCUUGGUCCGCAGCUGGAUCAGCUGGUUGGACGCUCCGCUGUGCGGCAGUCACUUUUUGGGGGGCGAAAAAGAACAUUUGGUAGUUUUUAUUGGACUUUUUCACCGGAAACGCUGGAUUUGGCUCCUGAUUUUCACACAGUUUUCAUAUUUAAUUUCUUUCUUUUUAUUUAUAUGAUUUUAGCUGUAAGUGUCGAUAAAUUGGAUUUAAGUAUUUUAUGAUUUGAAAAGUUAUAUUUGAUAGUCUCCUGGUAGUGAAUGGCCUGGAGCUGUGCGAGCUCAGCAGCAUCAGACUGUGGGUUUAGUUGGACUGAGGCUCCUGUGCCAACGCCUUUCCCCCCCUCUCUCUCUCGGCUUCGCCCUGCGUUGGGGAACUUCAGCUCACGCCGAGCUCAGAGCUCGUUGGACGGUGUUUUCAACUUAUGAGCUGCUGAAACCACAGUCCGUCGCCUAAGAAUUAGUUUGAAGGAAAAAAAAUGGGGUGCACGAUCAGCGCCGAGGACAAAGCUGCGGUGGAGAGGAGUAAAAUGAUUGAUAAAAACCUGCGAGAAGACAGAGACAAAUCCUCCAAAGAAGUGAAACUACUUUUACUCGGUGCUGGAGAAUCUGGGAAAAGCACAAUAGUUAAGCAGAUGAAGAUCAUUCAUGAAGAUGGCUACUCAGAAGAGGAGUGCAAGCAGUACAAAGUGGUCGUGUACAGCAACACCAUCCAGUCCAUCAUGGCCAUCAUCAGGGCAAUGGGCCAGUUGAAGAUAGAUUUCGGAGACGAGGCGCGAGCGGAUGACGCUCGCCAGCUGUUUGCCCUGGCGAGUUCAGCAGAUGAAGGGGUGAUGUCCGCAGAGCUGACCAGCGUGAUCCAGAGGCUGUGGAGCGAUGCUGGAGUUCAGGCCUGCUUCGAUCGAUCUCGAGAGUACCAGCUCAACGACUCGGCUGCAUACUACCUGAACGAAAUGGAGAGAAUCUGCCAGACAGAUUACAUCCCAACUCAGCAGGAUGUUUUGCGCACACGUGUGAAGACCACCGGGAUCGUUGAAACUCACUUCACGUUCAAAGAACUCAACUUCAAGAUGUUUGAUGUUGGAGGUCAGCGCUCAGAGAGAAAGAAGUGGAUCCAUUGUUUUGAGGGAGUCACUGCAAUCAUUUUCUGUGUGGCCCUCAGUGACUAUGACCUCGUCUUGGCUGAGGAUGAGGAAAUGAACCGGAUGCAUGAGAGCAUGAAGCUUUUCGACUCCAUCUGCAACAACAAGUGGUUCACCCGCACCUCCAUCAUCCUUUUCCUGAAUAAGAAAGACUUGUUUGAAGAGAAGAUCACCAGAAGUCCCCUUACUAUCUGCUACCCCGAGUACACUGGUGAGAGCACAUACAAAGAGACAGCAGAUUAUAUCCAGUGCCAGUUCGAAGACUUGAAUAAACGAAAGGACAUCAAGGAUAUCUACACACACCGUACAUGUGCGACAGACACCAAGAAUGUGGAGUUUGUGUUCGACGCAGUAACUGAUGUCAUCAUCAAGAUCAACCUGACGGAGAUUGGGCUCUACUGAAGCUAUGGCUGCCUUUCAGGUUUCAGAACAGUCAGGACUUCUGGGAUCUUUUCUGCAGAGGGAAAAUUCAAAAGUAGGCGUCACUAAGGACUACGCUGCAGGACCUAAACUGCGUUAACUUUGGGACUUGCAACUGUUAUCACAUUUGUCUUAAUAGAUUUUUAAGAUGUGGCGUGCUCUGAGAGGAUGAAAGUGGGCAAAGCGUGUGAAAUGAUCCCUGUCAUAUUUAAGAUCUUUGCAUCACUCAGGCAGGUUAAUAGUUUCGCUGUCAUCUGCACAAGGACCAAAACUGACUGCCUGUUCAUCAGAUCCAUCGUUUCAUUUUGCAGUUUUUAUGGCUAAAAUGUUUAUUCUGUUCACCAUCGUGUUGCGUUUUGUCUUAGCUGUGGCACAUUACGUUACUAAAUAUUUGCAUCUGUUGUAUUUUAUUUUUAAUUUUUACUUUUAGUUAUGGAGAAUUUCCAUUUUUGGGGGGAUGCAUGAAUGACAUAUCUUAUGUAUAGUACAAAGUUUUUUGUGAUUAGUUUGAUGUCAAACAUAAAAUAUAAGCAGUUGGGUCAGGGAUUAGUUAGCUGAAGUCUAAGGAACUCAGUAGCCACAUCCAUAUCUGCAUAGGUGUUUGUCUGUUUGUUUGUUUGUUUGUUUUAUUUUAACAUGAACACAUUGUACUGAACAUCUUUAUUGAAAUCAGUGAGUGAAGGGAUUUGAUUUUGAUGUGCUGUUUUGUUUUUCAUUGAUCUUGCAAUAUAAAUAUUAUGUAGCCUUUAAAAGGUCGAUGUGCCGUCUUGUGAAUACUAGUAAAGAAAUAUAAAAACUAAACUGAAACUGGGAUAAUAGUUUGAUGAAGGCAUUUAGAUGCACACAGUACAUGAAGACUGAAUACUUAGGAAGACUGCUGCUGUAUAUUCUGCAGUAGAGCACAGUCCUGCACAGCCUGGUCCCAAAAGCAAAGUUCAUCAAAGGUUAUUACUGAUUGGCCACAUGAUUAAAACCACUGAAGGUAAAGUGAUGACAUUUUCUGGUAAAACCCUGGAUCCUAGGAUUCAUAUAGAUGCUAUGUCAACAUGUAUCGCCUACCUAAAAACAUUGCUGCAGACCAAGGAUCAAGGAAGUAGCCUCCCUCCAGCGUGCACCACCUAAAUUAUCCUUUGAACCUCCAAACGUCUUAGAAGUUCACAACAAUAAGACUGAUUCAAAAAGGACCCACCCUGCAGUCUACAGGACCCAAAGAACACCAUAAUACAUCUGCAGAUGUCUUAUGUCCAGUGUGUCAGAGCUGUAUAUUGUUAGGCAGGUGUCCGAUGGACGUAUAGCUCACUUGAAAUCUGAGCAGUUGUACUGGCCCUGUUUUAACCUCAUAGCUCAAAGCUGUCUGACUGUUCUUCUGGUUUAAAACAAAAUAACAGGCAACACUAACCAGAUGCUAUCCACUGUAAACCAUAUAGUCAUAUUCUCACCGAAACAGAGCAGAGACUGAGGUCAUUCAGGUUGGAAACAGUAUUUUUAGACUUCGGCGACACAUCUGUAUGUUUGGAGCUGAGGGUCAGUGUGUUCCAGCUGCUGCACACACAAAACAGCUCAAAUUGUCUUUCUCUGCUGUCUCUGCUUGAGAGUAAAACCAUGAAAUAAACUCAAAUGAGAUGCAAGCUACGAGUCAACAUGACAGCACACAGGAAAAGACUCUUUGAGACAAAAUGUGCAAUUUUUUAUGUUCAGUUUGCAGGAUAUAGGUUGUGACAUUCUAAAACUUCAUGUUGUCAGCAGGUAACAUCAGACUAAAGCCAACAAUGUGUUGGUCCAUCGCUCCACUUGUGUUUACUGCCUAAAGCACUCAGCCUCAUUUGUUCCAACCAGAGCUGUUAAUCUUUAAAGAAAAUUGAGAAUCGGUUAUAUUUUUUAAGAAGGCUUUGCGAUGACUCACUCGUGUGUUUUUAAUAGUUAAUUUUGUUUUUUUGCUUUAUAGAUGAACAUCACUUUGAUCUUUUCCUUGGCUUUAGUGACAAUGACAUACAGAUGAGGACAGAAUUAUUACCCCCCCCCCCCCCGAGCAAGGAAAUUUUUAACACAGUUUCCAAUACAGCUGCAGAUGUUUAUUAUUUUACUUUGCACACAGAAACAAAAUUAUUUCACACAAACCAAAAACUACCAGAGUCUAAAUUAUAAUCUUUCUCUAGGUUGUUCUUAGCAUGCUACAGUCUUACUUGAAAGUGUCUCUUCUGCAGAAGUAGAAUUGUUUUUGGUCUGCAGCCUUACAAGCCUCACAUGCAGUGCAUUCCUGUGGAGAGCUCUAGUGAUUGUCUUAGUUGAGACUACAAUUCCCAACUUGACUAAAUCAUUCAUGAGUGUGUUGACGGUUGUUCUGGGGUCUUUAGACACAUUCCUCACUAGUUUUCUUUCCAGAGUCUUUGAAAUCUUUUGCUUCCUACCUCUGCCAGGCUUGUUCUGUUUUGGGUGCCACUCUCUGAAUUUCUUCAUGAUUCUUGACACUUGGAAACUCUGCAAUAACUUUGCAUGUCCAUCUCCUGCUUUGUGAACAUCAACAAUUCUUUUUCUCAAGUCUAAGCUGAUUUCUUUUGUUUUUCCAUGAUGUUUUCCAAGUGACAGCAAAAACUCUUGCUGAAGUUUUUAUACUGUGUAUAAACUGGACAAUAAUCUUCAGUUUUAACUUGAUUUUACAGGCUAAUAAUAUUGAACCUGGUAUUUUUUUUUCUAAAAUAAUUGUGUUAUUGUGUGAAAAUAGACCUAAUUCAUGCUUUCAUGUUUAGAAAUGCUAUGUUGAAAAUCCCUUGCUCUGUUAAAAAAAAAGAACUUUUGACAAAACCUUUUAAUUUCAUAGGGAGGAUAAUAAUGUGAUAUUUAUCUGUAACAAUCUGUUGGCAUUCUCCGGCUGUUUGAACAGAAUCAUACUCUCCAUUGAUUUGGAAAUGCUAAUAUAUCAUGAGAGACAAAAAGGAAGCAAUCCCGCUCACUCAAGUCAAACCAUAGCUCCUCUUUUAAGCUCCAGAUAUUGUUUACACUGUGUUUUGCCCUUGCUUGCUGUCAUGCCUCGUGUAUCCGUCCCUGCACAAUCUUAGAGCGAAUCUCACCCAGCAGAUUAAUUACCGCUUUAAUUUGUUUUGCUCUCUCAAUAGGGUUAUUGUUAAUGAACUUCCCUACGCUGCCAUUUCCCCUUUGACUGGAUUAGGGAAAUUAUAUAACAGCAGCAUUGUCCCUACAA